AACACUGAUGUAGAUCCAGAAAUAUGGAGACAAUUUUACAAUUUAGAGACGCAACUAAAUGAAAAACUAAGAAAUAUCACAACAUCUCCAGAAAUUUCUUAUAUUUAUAAUCCGGUUGAAUAUGCCGCCGAUUUACAUCAAGCAUAUUUAAAAAAAUACCUUAAGGGAGGUGAAAAAGUAUUAUUUAUUGGCUUAAAUCCAGGAGCUAAUGGUAUGGGGCAAACAGGUAUACCCUUCGGCAAUAUUACUACCGUUAGAGAUAAAAUGGGACUAAAUGGUACCGUUAAUCAACCGCCCAACAUUCAUCCGAAAAGACCUGUUAAUGGCUUAGCAACUACAAUAGAAGAACCAAGUGGUAAACGUCUAUGGACUAAAUUUCAAGAAUUAUCAGACGGAUCUCUUGAUAUAUUCUUUGAACAAUGUUUUGUUUAUAACUUUUGUCCGCUUCUCUUUUACAAUAGCAAGGGUGAUUAUGUUUCUCCACAGAAAUUGAAAGCACCUUACAACCGACAAAUUAGCAAUGCUUGUUUACAUACUAUCGAACAAAUAUUAGAAUUACUACAACCAGAAGUUAUUGUAGCCAUUGGACGUUAUGCAUAUGAUAAUCUUAAAGCAGUAAAAUAUUGCAUUGAAAAACGUCUAUUAUAUCUACGUCAUCCCAGUCCAAGAGCAUGUACUAAAAAUUGGUCAAAGAUUGCAGAUGAAUUUUUUAAAAACGAAAAUUUACUUAAGUAUUUCAGAAAACCGAACAAAAUAAACACAAACCGAUGAAAUCAGCAACCAUAGAGUACAUAGAAGGGAAACUCUGCUGUCAUGCACCUAAGUCUGUUGUCAAAAGCCUUAGUCGUCUGAAUGUAGUAAUAUGGUAGUAUUAGUGUAUUCCCCAUAGUUGGCAUAACCCAACAAACACAAAAUCGAAUGUUUGAAAAAGUUAUUAUAUUUUAUUUAAUAUUAAACAUUUACGGUUCUUAAAAAGGAGAAAUGGAUGUAACGUUUGCAUUAGAUUUCCAGUUUAAACAUUUAAUAAAUAAUAGCAUAUGAUUUACAAUAAUGACAACUUUCUACUCUAUGCGUUUCUCUAUGUCAGAAACAAUUAUUUUAAUUGAUUACAAUUUUACUAAAAGUAUUCGAGAAAUAAAUCACAAUUUUAAACAA
Messenger RNA from Lucilia cuprina (Australian sheep blowfly), 1155 nucleotides. Its product is annotated as single-strand selective monofunctional uracil DNA glycosylase-like. Gene Ontology annotation, molecular function: single-strand selective uracil DNA N-glycosylase activity; oxidized pyrimidine nucleobase lesion DNA N-glycosylase activity. The coding region runs from base 214 to 771 and encodes 185 amino acids. Lineage: Eukaryota; Metazoa; Arthropoda; Insecta; Diptera; Calliphoridae. The transcript has 2 exons. The record is from RefSeq and is a predicted model, not a curated record. Gene Ontology annotation, biological process: base-excision repair.